Molecule: messenger RNA, 1689 nt
Organism: Mercurialis annua (annual mercury)
Lineage: Eukaryota; Viridiplantae; Streptophyta; Magnoliopsida; Malpighiales; Euphorbiaceae
Product: AT-hook motif nuclear-localized protein 22-like
Exons: 1
Coding region: 461-1375 (304 amino acids)
Biological process (GO): vegetative to reproductive phase transition of meristem
Cellular component (GO): nucleus
Molecular function (GO): DNA-binding transcription factor activity; minor groove of adenine-thymine-rich DNA binding
Source: RefSeq, a predicted model, not a curated record
CCACUACUAAUAAUCCUAUGCUCUAAAACUCUCUAAUAACUCUGUUAAUUUACUCUUACACAGAAGACAUCGGUCCCACUCACCGCCCAUGCGCACGCUGUCUUACCAAAAUAACUCAUACCCAUCUCCGACCCGUUUGCCCUUCACCUAACCCUAACCCAGCUUCACUAUCUAUUACCACAUCACCAAAUUCUUUCUUCUCUCUUCUUCCAUUUCAUUUCAAGAUUAUUAUCUCUCUGAAUAUUACAUACUUCAAACCAACUAACAACCUCAGAUUAAUCAAACUUCUUCUAAUCAUAUGAAAGUUCAACAGAUAUGGGUCUGAAUCUGAUUAUGGUUCACUUCUUUGAUCAGCUCAGUCAUUUUUCCUCAUCUAGUCAAGCUCAGUUGCAUUUGAUCUAACAUAAAAAAUAUUUUACUUCAAGAUUUAGUCAGGUUUAUAACAAUUUGAAGCUUACUAAUGGAUCCAGUAGCAGCGCAUGGACGGCCACUUCCACCGCCGUUUCAUACAAGAGAUCUUCAUUUACACCCGCACCACCAAUUCCAACAGCACCACCACCACCACCAACAGCAGCAACAGAAUUCUGAAGAUGAGCAAAGCGGUAACGGCAGUUUAAACCGCGGUCAAAAGCGGGAGCACGACGAGAUCACCACUCCUGACGGCAAAGAAUUAGCUCAAGCGAACAGCGGCGGCGACGGAGAGAUCACGAGAAGACCUAGAGGAAGACCGGCUGGUUCAAAAAACAGACCUAAACCACCGAUCAUAAUCACACGAGACAGCGCUAAUGCUCUUCGAUCCCAUGUAAUGGAAAUCGCUAAUGGUAGCGAUAUUAUGGAGAGUGUCUCGACUUUUGCGAGGAGAAGACAACGGGGGGUUUGUAUUUUGAGUGGAACCGGUACUGUAACUAAUGUUACCCUUAAACAACCAGCUUCACCUGGUGCGGUGGUUACUUUACACGGAAGAUUCGAGAUUCUAUCACUCUCGGGUUCUUUCUUGCCGCCUCCGGCACCGCCUGCUGCUUCUGGGUUGACUAUAUAUCUCGCCGGCGGUCAAGGGCAAGUUGUUGGAGGGAGCGUUGUGGGUCCUUUAUUGGCGUCUGGUCCGGUGGUGAUCAUGGCCGCUUCUUUUGGUAAUGCAGCGUAUGAAAGGUUACCCUUAGAGGAAGAUGAUGGACAGGCGGCGGUGACCGGAAGUGGCCCGUUAGACUCACCGGGAGUUGGUGGUCAAUCUCAGCAGCAACAGCAACAGCAGCAGCAGCAACAACUAAUGCAAGAUCCAAAUCCAUCGCUAUUUCAAGGGCUGCCGCCAAAUCUACUAAAUUCAGUUCAACUUCCGGCGGAGGCAUACUGGGGAGCAUCCCGUCCGCCGUUUUAACGAGUAACAUUAAAGAAACUGUUCGGUUUUUUUUUUCUUGAGUCGAUUGUUCUUGUUUUUCUUUUUAAUUUCACUUCAAUCUUCAUUCUUCUUCUUUGCCUUCAAAAGUUAUUAGGGUUAUCUUUUUUUUUAAAGAUUUUGAUGAAUCGAUCGGUCUCGGUAUUCAUCUGCCUUUGAUUGAAGAAGGAUGUACAAAUUUCAUGAAUUUUUUUCCUCUUCUUGUGGGUUCUGUCAGUAAUUCUAAUUUCUUCUGAUGUAGCUUGAAGACGAAGCAUUACCAGCUGAAGAUAAACUAAAUUUCAGAUUUUUCAUCA